Darwinula stevensoni is the source of this 480-nucleotide messenger RNA. The record is from the annotation of a GenBank genome assembly. Lineage: Eukaryota; Metazoa; Arthropoda; Ostracoda; Podocopida; Darwinulidae.
AUGUUGAUUGCGGGUAUGGAGGGAAUUCAUCAAGAUGUGGACGACGUAACUGAGGAUUUCGUCAAGACAUUAAUCGAAAAGGACACCGGAGAAGAUAAGAUCGCGAUCAAGCACUUCCAUGUAGAACGAGCAACAGAAGCGGGUGACAACUACGGAACCAUCGUUUAUCGGAUUCACGUCAGCUAUAUCUGUGGCAGCGAUGGGUCGGGCAAGAGCCGAGACGCCGCGUACAUUGGGAAGUUUCUCCCGGUGCAACCGAAGCACAGGGAGACUAUGCAGCAAAUGGAUUUCUACGAGAGAGAGGUGGUUGUGUACAACGAACUAAUUCCCUCCAUGAUUAAUUUACAGAAGGAAAAGCUUAUCCGAGAAGAUAUUCUCAUACCCGAUGUGCCACGUUGCAUUUAUGCGAACUGGCAAUCCACACCUAUCGCAGCUGUCAUCAUGGAAGACUUGUGCACGAAGGGAUUUCGAUUGACUGAU